Nematolebias whitei (Rio pearlfish) is the source of this 1271-nucleotide messenger RNA. RefSeq names its product SH3 and cysteine-rich domain-containing protein 2-like. The record is from RefSeq and is a predicted model, not a curated record. The coding region runs from base 1 to 1239 and encodes 412 amino acids. The transcript has 11 exons. Gene Ontology annotation, molecular function: protein binding. NCBI's taxonomy places the organism in Eukaryota, Metazoa, Chordata, Actinopteri, Cyprinodontiformes, Rivulidae. Gene Ontology annotation, cellular component: extrinsic component of cytoplasmic side of plasma membrane. Gene Ontology annotation, biological process: skeletal muscle contraction; positive regulation of voltage-gated calcium channel activity; positive regulation of protein localization to plasma membrane.
AUGACGGAAAUCAGCGAAAAGGAGAGCGAGCCUCAGAACCGGGACCUUACCAGGCAGGGCACCAACCAACCCGAAUCAAAGUUGCAGAGGCUGAAACGCUCCUUGUCCCUCAAAUCAGUCAUACGCAGCAAGAGUGUGGACAACUUUUUCCAGCGCAGCAAUGGUGAAACUCCACCAGCCUCAGCCCUUAUCACUGCACCGCCACCUCUACCUUCUCCUCCUCCCUUCUCUGAAUGCCCCUUGAGCUAUGAGGGCUCUCCCUCCAUAUCUCCAUCUGUAACUUCCAACCCUUCGUUUUUGUCACACUCCCCAUCCAUCAGUCCUUCACUGUCCAGGACCUUUAAAACCCAACCAAAGUGUCAGACCCAGCCAGUCAAGACCCACUGUUUUCAGGAACAUGUCUUCCGUAGGUCUGCGAGCUGCCAUCGAUGCAAACUCAUGAUCCAAGGGAACUCCAAACAGGGUCUACGUUGUAAAUCCUGCAAACUGGCAGCCCACCUCUGGUGCUCUUCUGAGCUCUCCCAGCAGGCCUGUAAUGGGAAGGCAGGAGCUUUUAAGAAGAACUUCAGCUCUCCUAUGCUGACCAUUGAUCCGCUGGGUGCAGUGAGGGAAGUUCCUGCAGCUCAGGAGACAGAAAGUGUCAUUGUUGACCCCGUGUACGAGGCGCUGCGCUACGGGACGUCACUGGCUCAGAUGAGUCGCUCCAGCUUCGGAAGUAUCUCCGAAUCCCCCUGUCAUGAGGCAGAAAAACUGCAAGACAAGUUAGAAAACCAGCCUAUCACAGAAGAGGAACAGAUUCCAGGAAUGCUCACCCCUCCUGAAAGCGAGAAGGCCGAUUCAGAAGACAGAGUCAGCCUGAAGACUCCCAAGCGAGUAGAGGUUCACUCCAUUCACACCUAUGUCGCCCUCUACAAGUUUCUGCCUCAGGAGAAGAACGACUUGGAGCUACAGCCUGCUGACAGAAUUCAAGUCAUAGAUGAUUCCAAUGAAGACUGGUGGAAGGGAAAAAUCAGAGACAAGGUGGGAUAUUUCCCAGCCAACUUUGUGCAGCGGGUUCGCCCCGGUGAGCGGGUGUGGAAGGUCACCGCAGGUUUCCACGGCAACCGAGAAAAAAGUCAGAUGACUGUGAAAGAGAAUCAGAUCUGCGUGGGGAAAAACGAGGAGACUGACGGCUUCCUUCGGCUGAGCAGCGGCAAGAAGAGAGGCCUGGUCCCUCUGAAGUGUCUUCUGGAAGUAUGAUGGCAGCGUGCCUCUCCUUGACCCACAGUUGA